GUAAAGCAGGGAGUAGAUGGCUGUCUGUCCCAUGAUUGACACAGGGGGCAGUGCCCAGGAGGAGGUGGUAAUCCUGAGAGCCAGCCCUCUGACAGUGAGUGCAGCCCAUGUGCUGUAUAUGUAUGAGUGAGGCUCAGGCUUGUGUAAGCAGUGCUGGGGAACCCUCUCACUCAGCUGCUGGAGUCCAAGGGAAUGUUUAUACUUAACACAAACAUGGCCGCCCUCAGAGCAGCACAUCGCCUGCUGGCUCACACUGUGAAAAAUGAGAACACACUGAAAAUGCGAUGGAUUGCAAGUGCGGCCACAGCUUCCACACAGCCUGCAGUCCAUCCAGAUAAGAGGAAACCAAAGACUGGGAUCCUUAUGUUAAACAUGGGAGGUCCUGAAACAACAGAUGAUGUUCACAAUUUCUUACUGCGCCUAUUUUUGGACAAAGACCUCAUGACACUUCCCGCACAAAGCAAACUUGGGCCUUUUAUUGCCAAACGACGAACCCCCAAAAUCCAAGAACAAUAUAACAAGAUAGGUGGGGGAUCCCCCAUUAAAAAGUGGACAGCCCUGCAAGGGGAAGGAAUGGUAAAACUAUUGGAUGAACUAUCUCCUGCAACAGGACCUCAUAAAUACUACAUUGGUUUCAGGUAUGUGGAUCCACUGACUGAAGCUGCUAUUGAACAAAUGGAACAAGAUGGAGUAGAACGCGCUAUUGCUUUUACGCAAUAUCCUCAGUACAGCUGUUCAACUACAGGAAGCAGUCUAAAUGCAAUAUACCGGUAUUAUAAUUCAAAAGGUGCAAAGCCAAACAUGAGAUGGAGCAUUAUUGACCGAUGGCCGACACACCCUCUGCUUAUCCAGUGUUUUGCAGAUCACAUUACCAAGGAACUGAGCUUGUUUCCAGCUGACAAACGAGGAGAUGUUGUCAUUCUGUUCUCGGCUCACUCGUUGCCCAUGGCAGUUGUCAAUCGAGGGGAUCCAUACCCACAAGAAGUUGGUGCUACUGUACAAAAAGUUAUGGAGAAAUUAGGCUUUUCAAACCCCUACAGAUUAGUGUGGCAGUCCAAGGUAGGGCCAAUGGCCUGGCUUGGACCCCAAACUAGUGACGCAAUUGAAGGCCUCUGCAAGAGAGGAAAGAAGAACAUUUUGUUGGUCCCCAUUGCAUUCACCAGUGAUCAUAUCGAAACACUCUACGAGUUGGAUAUUGAGUACGCACAGGUUUUGGCAAAUGAGUGUGGAGUUGAAAACAUCAGAAGAGCUGAAUCCCUUAAUGGAAAUCCAUUGUUCUCUAAGGCCCUCGCAGAUAUAGUUCUAACACAUAUCAAAUCCAACGAGAUCUGCUCUAAACAGUUAACUCUACGCUGUCCUAUGUGUGUUAAUCCUGUUUGCGGAGAAGCCAAGUCUUUCUUCACCAAUCAACAGCUUUAAGCGAACAAAGAACACAUUUCACUCUGAAGAACGAAGCCAGAAGCCUUGUAUUAAUUAGUUGUAUUGUUUAUUUUUCUUGUCUAGGCAUAAAUUUUUUUUUUUCUUUUUCAGGGGGUAGAAAUAAUACUUAAAAGUGAAUCAGUCUUUCAUGGCUGUUUUAUUACUGUUCUACAGUGAUUUAAAUAAUGCAGAGA
Messenger RNA from Pelobates fuscus (common spadefoot toad), 1613 nucleotides. RefSeq names its product ferrochelatase (gene FECH). Lineage: Eukaryota; Metazoa; Chordata; Amphibia; Anura; Pelobatidae. Gene Ontology annotation, biological process: heme biosynthetic process. Gene Ontology annotation, molecular function: protoporphyrin ferrochelatase activity. Gene Ontology annotation, cellular component: mitochondrion. The transcript is spliced from 11 exons. The record is from RefSeq and is a predicted model, not a curated record. Bases 193 to 1419 code for a protein of 408 amino acids.